CGGGAUGUUUUCUCUGCUGACCAACCUCCACCGCCAUUGCAGGUCCAGGGAGUCGGUGUAGUGGCAGUCAGUCGUUAGCCAGGGGAAGCCCGCAAGUAAACAGUUUAGGGACGAAUAAAAAAAAGUACCAUCACACCGACAGUGCGUUUAACUCAAGGCUUAGAAUUAAUUGAUUUAGACUUUAGAAUAGAGGCUCCCUGGCUGUCCGGCUAGGAUCUGAGAGAAGAAGCCUUAGUUUGUUAGCAUUAGUAGAAACCGGAGGAGAGUGAGAGAGGAACCGCCAUGGCUCAGAUCCUGCCUAUUCGCUUUCAGGAGCACCUGCAGCUCCAAAACUUAGGGAUCAAUCCAGCUAACAUAGGCUUCAGCACUCUAACCAUGGAGUCGGAUAAGUUCAUCUGCAUCCGGGAGAAGGUGGGCGAUCAGACUCAGGUGGUGAUCAUUGACAUGGCGGACCCAAAUACACCUAUCCGCAGGCCCAUCUCAGCCGACAGCGCCAUCAUGAAUCCAGCCAGCAAAGUCAUUGCACUUAAAGACGCCGCCAAAACCCUUCAGAUCUUCAACAUCGAAAUGAAGAGCAAGAUGAAGGCACACACCAUGACGGACGAUGUCACCUUCUGGAAGUGGAUCUCUCUUAACACAGUUGCACUCGUGACUGACAAUGCUGUCUACCACUGGAGCAUGGAGGGUGACUCACAGCCUGUGAAAGUCUUUGACCGCCACUCCAGCCUGGCAGGUUGCCAGAUCAUCAACUACCGCACUGACGCCAAGCAGAAAUGGCUCCUGCUCAUCGGCAUCUCAGCCCAGCAAAAUCGGGUGGUAGGAGCCAUGCAGCUCUACUCUGUUGACAGAAAAGUCUCUCAGCCCAUUGAAGGGCAUGCUGCCAGCUUUGCCCAGUUCAAGAUGGAGGGAAAUACAGAGGAGUCCACUUUGUUCUGCUUCGCGGUCAGAGGCCAGGCAGGAGGAAAGUUGCACAUCAUUGAAGUGGGGACCCCACCAGCUGGCAACCAGCCAUUUCCAAAGAAAGCAGUGGAUGUGUUCUUCCCUCCAGAAGCCCAGAAUGACUUCCCUGUGGCCAUGCAGAUAAGCUCCAAGCAAGAUGUGGUUUUCCUUAUUACCAAAUACGGCUACAUUCACUUGUAUGACUUGGAGACAGGCACCUGCAUCUACAUGAACCGCAUCAGUGGGGAGACCAUCUUUGUUACUGCUCCACAUGAGGCCACCUCAGGCAUCAUUGGGGUCAACAGGAAGGGACAGGUUCUUUCAGUCUGUGUGGAAGAAGAAAACAUCAUCCCCUACAUCACUAACGUGCUCCAGAAUCCAGACCUGGCUCUGCGCUUAGCUGUCCGCAACAACCUUGCUGGCGCAGAAGAGCUCUUUGCACGGAAGUUCAACAACCUGUUUGCUGCGGGUAACUACUCCGAGGCUGCCAAGGUUGCUGCCAAUGCACCCAAGGGUAUUCUGCGAACCCCAGACACCAUCCGUCGUUUCCAGGGCGUUCCAACUCAGCCAGGCCAGACCUCCCCCUUGCUGCAGUACUUUGGCAUCCUGUUGGAUCAGGGCCAGCUCAACAAGUUUGAGUCCCUGGAGCUUUGCAGGCCUGUUCUCCAGCAGGGACGAAAGCAGCUUCUGGAGAAGUGGCUCAAGGAAGACAAGUUGGAAUGUUCAGAGGAACUGGGUGACCUGGUGAAGGCAGUGGAUCCCACCUUGGCUCUCAGUGUCUACCUGAGGGCCAACGUCCCCAAUAAAGUCAUCCAGUGCUUUGCAGAGACUGGUCAGUUCCCCAAGAUUGUCCUGUAUGCCAAGAAGGUGGGCUACACUCCAGACUGGAUCUUUCUGCUCAGGAAUGUGAUGCGGAUCAACCCUGAACAAGGCCUGCAGUUUGCUCAGAUGCUGGUCCAGGAUGAAGAGCCACUGGCAGACAUCACACAGAUCGUGGACGUAUUCAUGGAGUACAACCUGAUCCAGCAGUGCACCUCGUUCCUCCUGGACGCUCUGAAAAACAAUAGACCUUCAGAAGGACCACUGCAGACUCGCCUCCUGGAGAUGAACCUCAUGCACGCUCCACAGGUUGCUGAUGCUAUCCUGGGCAACCAGAUGUUCACCAACUACGACCGUGCCCACAUCGCCCAGCUUUGUGAGAAGGCUGGACUCCUGCAACGGGCACUUGAGCACUAUACAGACCUGUACGACAUCAAGCGUGCUGUGGUGCACACACACCUGCUCAACCCAGAGUGGCUGGUGAACUUCUUUGGCUCGCUGUCAGUGGAGGACUCUCUGGAGUGCCUCAGGGCCAUGCUGUCAGCCAAUAUCCGCCAGAACCUGCAGAUCUGUGUCCAGGUGGCUUCCAAGUACCAUGAACAGCUCACCACGCAGGCUCUCACUGAGCUCUUUGAGUCUUUCAAGAGCUUUGAAGGUCUGUUCUACUUCCUGGGCUCUAUCGUGAACUUCAGUCAGGACCCCGAGGUUCACUUCAAAUACAUCCAGGCUGCCUGCAAGACGGGCCAGAUCAAAGAGGUGGAGAGGAUCUGCAGAGAGAGCAACUGCUAUGACCCCGAGCGUGUCAAGAACUUCCUCAAGGAAGCCAAACUCACCGACCAGCUGCCACUGAUCAUCGUCUGUGACCGUUUUGACUUUGUCCAUGACCUGGUCCUCUACCUUUACCGCAACAACCUGCAGAAGUACAUUGAGAUCUAUGUCCAGAAGGUUAAUCCCAGCCGUCUGCCUGUUGUGGUCGGUGGUCUCUUAGACGUGGACUGCUCCGAAGAUGUCAUCAAGAGCCUGAUCCUAGUUGUCAGGGGACAGUUCUCCACUGAUGAACUGGUCGCUGAAGUGGAAAAGAGGAACAGACUGAAGCUGCUGCUGCCCUGGCUGGAGUCUCGCAUCCAUGAAGGCUGUGAGGAGCCUGCCACCCAUAAUGCUCUGGCCAAGAUCUACAUUGACAGCAACAACAACCCUGAACGCUUCCUGAGGGAAAACCCAUUCUAUGACAGCCGCGUGGUGGGAAAGUACUGCGAGAAGAGAGACCCGCACCUGGCCUGUGUGGCCUACGAGAGAGGACAGUGUGAUCAGGAACUCAUCAAUGUCUGCAACGAGAACUCCCUCUUCAAGAGCUUGUCACGCUACUUGGUCCGCCGCAAAGACCCUGACCUUUGGGCCAGUGUGCUGCUGGAGAGCAACCCCUUCAGACGACCACUCAUUGACCAGGUGGUACAGACAGCCCUGUCAGAAACCCAGGACCCAGAGGAGGUGUCAGUCACUGUCAAGGCCUUCAUGACAGCAGACUUGCCUAACGAGCUCAUUGAGCUGCUGGAGAAGAUUGUGUUGGACAACUCAGUUUUCAGUGAGCACAGAAAUCUGCAGAACCUGCUGAUCCUCACAGCGAUCAAAGCUGACCGUACUCGUGUUAUGGAGUACAUCAGCAGGCUAGACAACUAUGACGCUCCAGAUAUCGCCAACAUUGCCAUCAGCAACGAGCUCUUCGAGGAGGCUUUUGCCAUCUUCAAGAAGUUUGACGUCAACACCUCUGCUGUGCAGGUGCUGAUCGAACAUAUUGGCAACCUGGACCGGGCCUAUGAGUUUGCAGAACGCUGCAAUGAGCCGGCUGUGUGGAGCCAGCUGGCUAAGGCUCAGUUACAGAAGGACUUGGUUAAAGAGGCCAUCGACUCCUACAUCAAAGCUGAUGAUCCCUCUGCAUACAUGGAGGUGGUACAGGCUGCUGAUAAGAGCGGUAACUGGGAGGACUUGGUCAAAUUCCUUCAGAUGGCACGUAAGAAGGCCCGUGAGUCCUACGUGGAGACCGAGCUAAUCUUUGCCUUGGCCAAGACAAAUCGCCUGGCUGAACUGGAGGAGUUCAUCAACGGACCCAACAAUGCACACAUCCAACAGGUUGGUGACCGCUGCUACGAUGAGAAAAUGUACGAGGCUGCUAAACUGCUAUACAACAACGUCUCCAACUUCGGCCGUCUGGCUUCAACUCUGGUGCACCUCGGGGAGUACCAGGCCGCUGUCGAUGGCGCCCGCAAGGCCAACAGCACCCGCACCUGGAAAGAGGUGUGCUUCGCCUGCGUGGAUGGCAAGGAGUUCAGACUGGCCCAGAUGUGCGGCCUCCACAUCGUGGUGCAUGCUGACGAGCUUGAGGAGCUGAUCAACUACUACCAAGAUCGCGGCUACUUUGAGGAGCUGAUCACCAUGCUGGAGGCCGCCCUGGGCCUGGAACGCGCCCACAUGGGAAUGUUCACAGAGCUGGCCAUCCUUUACUCCAAGUUCAAGCCACAGAAGAUGAGGGAGCAUCUGGAGCUCUUCUGGUCCAGAGUUAACAUCCCAAAGGUCCUGAGAGCGGCGGAGCAGGCUCACCUGUGGGCCGAGCUGGUCUUCCUGUACGACAAGUACGAGGAGUUCGACAAUGCCAUCAUCACCAUGAUGAACCACCCGACAGAUGCCUGGAAGGAGGGGCAGUUCAAAGACAUCAUCACCAAGGUGGCUAAUGUGGAGCUGUACUACAAAGCCACCCAGUUCUAUUUGGAGUUCAAGCCCUUGUUACUGAAUGAUUUGCUCAUAGUGCUUUCCCCAAGACUGGACCACUCCCGCGCUGUCAACUUCUUCAGCAAGGUGAAACAGCUGCCUUUGGUCAAACCCUACCUGCGAUCAGUACAGAACCACAACAACAAAUCAGUCAAUGAAGCACUUAACAACCUCUUCAUCACAGAGGAGGAUUAUCAGGCACUGAGGACAUCAAUAGAUGCCUACGAUAACUUUGACAACAUCUCGCUGGCCCAGCGCUUGGAGAGGCACGAGCUGAUUGAGUUCAGGAGAAUCGCUGCUUACCUCUUCAAGGGCAACAACCGCUGGAAACAGAGUGUGGAGCUCUGUAAGAAGGACAAGCUCUAUAAGGAUGCCAUGCAGUAUGCGUCAGAGUCCAAGGACAUAGAGCUGGCAGAGGAGCUGCUGGCCUGGUUCCUGCAGGAGAACAAGAAGGAGUGUUUUGCCGCCUGCCUGUUCACCUGCUACGACCUGCUGCGACCUGACGUGGUGCUGGAGACCGCCUGGAGGCACAACAUCAUGGACUUUUCUAUGCCAUACUUCAUUCAGGUCAUGAGGGAGUACCUCAGCAAGGUAGAUAAACUAGAAACCUCAGAGUCUGUAAGGAAAGAAGAGGAGCAGGCAACGGAGACACAACCCAUCGUCUAUGGCACACCUCAGCUGAUGCUGACAGCAGGCCCCAGCGUACCUGUGGCCCCUCAGCAAGCAUACGGCUACGGCUACCAGGCGCCUGCAGGAUACAGUCAGCCAGCAGCUCAGCCAGGCUUCGGCUACGGCAUGUAAAGACCCCCGCCCCCUUCUCUCCACAUGCAGGCUGGAGCUACCAUCCAUCCAUCUCCCACAGUCCUUCACCAGACCAUUAUUGUCUCUGUCUGCCCUCUACAGGGAGCUGGGGAUAAUACAGAUAAUACAAACAUUUUUUUUUUUUUUUUUUUUUUUUACUUUUCUUCCCCUUUUAAAACUGUCAUGAAGGACUCAGUUUUAUUUUUGUUGUCAAAGAAAAAGAUUGCAUCACAAAGAUUAAUUUUCUCACAUUCCGUAUUGACUAGAUUAAUUUUUUCUUUUGUCUAUUUUAUUUGAAUGGGAAAUGGUUUAUGUACAAUGGGGGGCUUGUGGGAAGAGCUAGUCCUCUUCUCGAUUUAAAAAAAAAAAAAAAAAAAGGUCUGUCGUGAAGCAUCUGAUUUGCACUCUGUAGUGAGAAGAAUUAAUGUAGAACCUUUUUCCUUUUGAUGUGUGUGAGCAGCUUCUUCUGUCCGACUGUAAAAUGCAUUUAAUUAUUGUAUAUUCAGACACAAACAAAUGCUAAUAUGUUCUUCUAUAUUUGAACAUGAGACUGCCGCCUCCAUGACCACAAAUCCUGAAACACUACGUUGUACCAGUUGUGUCCCCCCCCACACACACACACACUUCAGGGCUGUUUCUUGAUGGAAACCCAAGAGAGUAUUUUACAUACGAUUUACAGGAAAGUUUGAUUCUUUCCAGCAAAGCCUAUGCAGGACUCUCCAGGCAAAUUUGCAUUCAGAUGACAUUUCCAUGUGCUUUAAAUAUUGCUCUAAUGUGGGACCAUUCCACCUCACGAGGGACUGCAGACCUGUUUGUGUUUGACUAACAUGCCCCAUGCCCCCUCUUUAUGCUGCGGUUUGUUUCUGUCGGCUUUCAUUCGAGUUCACUGUCACUGAGUGUGCAGGAGAGUAUUUUUUCAAACUUUCUUCUCCUCGUGUCCUGUCGAGGGUUGCCUUUAACCUUUUCAGUUGACCCGCUCAUCCAGCUCAGAAACGAUAUCACAGGACUUGUGGUAAUUUGAAGUUUUUAUCAAAGGCUUGCGUGUAUACAAGAAAUCAAUCAUUAACUCCUUUGAACUUAUAUUCUUAUCUAAAUUACCUUAGAUUUAAAUUGUGCACUUAAGAUACUUGAUUGUGCAUUAUCAGGAUCAUAAUGAAUGAAACAGCGGUUUUGUUUUCCACUUAAAAAAAAAUAAAGGCUUCUUGUUUGUCAAGAA
Molecule: messenger RNA, 6538 nt
Organism: Acanthopagrus latus (yellowfin seabream)
Lineage: Eukaryota; Metazoa; Chordata; Actinopteri; Spariformes; Sparidae
Gene: cltca
Product: clathrin, heavy chain a (Hc)
Exons: 31
Coding region: 283-5322 (1679 amino acids)
Biological process (GO): clathrin coat assembly; receptor-mediated endocytosis; intracellular protein transport
Cellular component (GO): spindle; clathrin-coated endocytic vesicle; clathrin coat of coated pit
Molecular function (GO): structural molecule activity; clathrin light chain binding
Source: RefSeq, a predicted model, not a curated record